AUGCCUUUUGCCUUGAACGCUACCACCCUAUCUAUGGACGCAGAACCUCCACUCCCCUUGCCAGCGUGGGUUCGGUCGGCGCUUCCCUCAUGCUUUGGGGUCCUCGGUUUCUUGCUUAGCUUCUUUACUGGUACUGCUGGAGCAUCAGGAAGUCCUCGUACCACAGAUAUCGGAUGGUGCGCUCGUUUCGUGGGCUGGAUUUGCUGCGCAUCUGUUCAGAACGCAGACGGUCACCAUGAGUCUGGCCGAACAGAUACCGGUAACCCACGUAUUUAUGUCACACUUCGAUUAAUUCACUUCUCACUGCCAGCAUCAUCAGCUGCUUCGCCCUCUGACCUAGACCCAGAUCCAGCAUUCUCAUACAAGUCCUAUGUGCUUCCAUUACAGUUGAAGGAGAAGGAGGAAACACGCCUUUCCGAAACGACACAAAUCGCGAGCUACCAUUUCGCCAAGAGUCUAAUUUCUACUACCUCACAGGAUGCUCUGUGCCUGGAUCGUUCUUUCUCGCUUUGUACAGCUCCAGGGUGCAUGAGACAGUCAUGCGCGUUGAUUGAGAAAGAGGCGGAGGUGGAGGAGAUCUUCGUUGUGUCGUGCCGGCGUGAAGGGGCCGUUCAUCAAGCAUAUCUCCCUAUCGUCGCUGCCUCCAGGAGAGCAGCUACGUUACACUACUGCUGUAAUGACCGAGAGUUCACUACUGAAGUACUGAUCCAGAGCAUCGCAAAUGGUGCGAUGUGAUGUUCAUCGAUGCGCUCACCUGAUGAAUCGUCAGCUUGAUUGGUUUGAAAGCAAUAUGAAGGAUUUCUGACUCAG
Suillus bovinus is the source of this 810-nucleotide messenger RNA. RefSeq lists its product as uncharacterized. Bases 1 to 735 code for a protein of 244 amino acids. The record is from RefSeq and is a predicted model, not a curated record. The transcript has 5 exons. NCBI's taxonomy places the organism in Eukaryota, Fungi, Basidiomycota, Agaricomycetes, Boletales, Suillaceae.